This is a messenger RNA of Coffea eugenioides, 3359 nucleotides long. Its product is annotated as pentatricopeptide repeat-containing protein At2g17140-like. Gene Ontology annotation, molecular function: protein binding. NCBI's taxonomy places the organism in Eukaryota, Viridiplantae, Streptophyta, Magnoliopsida, Gentianales, Rubiaceae. The transcript is spliced from 7 exons. The coding region runs from base 1 to 2658 and encodes 885 amino acids. The record is from RefSeq and is a predicted model, not a curated record.
AUGGAGCAGCAGGAGCUGCAGCAGCAGCAGCCAAAGAUAAAACUGGCGAAUGCUCUGCUAAAGAACUCAAAAAACCCCAAACUCGCAUGGCAACUCUUCAAACGGACCUCUCUCUCAACCCCCAACCUCUUCUUCCAAUCUCUCCCCAUCAUCACCCGCAUUCUCCUUCGCUUCAGUAUGUUCGCCGAGAUCGACAGUCUUCACCAUUUCCUUCUUUCCCAACCACCCGUAAAGAAUUCUUCUCUAUACACCGUCGUUAGGAUCCUGGCCGAGUCAGGCCAUGUUGACAAGGCCUUGUCUCAGUUUCAAACUCUCCGAGCCCAGUUCCCUGAUCGUCCUCCUUUGGUUUCGCUGUACAAUUUGCUUAUUCAGUCUUCGCUGAAAGGAGAUUGUCGGCAAAACUUCGUUUCUUGGUUGUAUAAAGACAUGAUUUUUGCUGGGAUUUUGCCAGAAACGUAUACUUUUAACCUGUUGAUUGGUGGGCUGUGUGAUUCGGGUCGAUUGGAAGAUGCUCAGAAACUAUUUGAUAAAAUGCGUGAAAAAGGAUGUGAACCUAAUGAGUUCAGUUUUGGGAUUUUGGUCCGUGGGUAUUGUAGAGUCGGACUUGCUUCUAAUGGAUUGGAGCUUUUGGAUUUGAUGAAGGAAAUGGAUGUGUUCCCAAAUUUGGUUAUUUAUAACACUUUGAUUGCGAGCUUUUGUAAAGAAGGUAAGACUGAGGAGGCAGAGAAAUUGGUGGAGCAGAUGAGGGAGGAUGGGCUUGUUCCGGAUGUUGUUACAUUUAACUCUAGGAUUUCAGCACUUUGCAAGUCGGGUAACAUGUUGGAGGCUUCCAGGAUUUUUAGGGACAUGCAGAUGAAUGAAGAGUUGGGCUUACCUAAACUUAAUACGAUUACAUUUAACUUGAUGUUAGAGGGGUUUUGCAAUGAAGGCAUGUUGGAUGAAGCGAAGACCCUGGUUCAGUCCAUGAAGCAAAAUGAUGUUUUCCCGAAUGUUGAGAGCUAUAACAUAUGGCUGUAUGGUUUGGUAAGGAAUAAGAAGGUCUUUGAUGCUCAGUUAGUUCUUAAAGAUAUGGUGGAUCAGGGUGUAGAACCAAGUACAUACUCAUACAACAUUGUGAUGAAUGGCCUGUGCAAGAAUGGGAUGCUCGGUGAUGCAAGGAUGUUGAUGGGAUUGAUGACAAGUGGUGGGAUCUCUCCAGAUACGGUCACUUAUAGUACUCUACUCCAUGGAUACUGCUGCAAAGGAAAGGUAGUAGAGGCAAACAGGGUUUUACAUGAGAUGAUGAAGAAUGGAUACACUCCAAAUAAUUAUACAUGCAACAUUUUGCUGCACAGCCUCUGGAAAGAAGGGAAAAUUUCAGAAGCAGAGAAGCUACUGCAAAAGAUGAAUGAAGGUGGCUGUGAUUUGGACAUUGUGAGUUGCAAUAUUGUGAUUGAUGGUCUUUGCAGAACUGGAAGGGUGGACAAAGCAGUUGAAAUUGUGAGUGAAAUGUGGACUCAUGGAAGUGCUGCUCUUGGUAAUAUUGGGAAUUCCUUCAUUGGCCUGGUGGAUGAGGGAAACAACGGAAAGAAAUGCAUGCCUGACUUAAUUACAUAUUCAACCAUCAUUAGCGGCUUGUGCAAUGAUGGAAGGCUUGAUGAAGCCAAAAAGAAGUUUGUUGAGAUGAUGAAGAAAAACUUAUACCCUGAUUCAGUUGUAUAUAAUACUUUUCUCUACAAUUUGUGUAAAAAGGGUAAGGUAUCAUCUGCAUUUCAGGUUUUGAAGGACAUGGAGAAAAAGGGUUGCAACAAGAACUUAAAUACAUACAACUCUUUGAUUCUAGGGCUGCGGAGCAAGAGUCAAAUAUUUGAAAUGUCUGGACUGAUGGAUGAGAUGAGAGAAAGAGGCAUUUCUCCCAAUGUUUUUACAUACAAUACUGUAAUAAGCUGUCUUUGUGAAGCAGGAAGAACAGAAGAAGCUAUUUCUCUUUUAGAGGAAAUGUUACAGAAGGGUACAACCACCCCAAAUACUGAUUCAUUCGAGUUUUUAAUUAAAGCAUUUUGUAGGGCGGGUGAAUUCAGGCCUGCACUAGAUGUAUUUGAUAUUGCUCUUGAUAUAUGUGGCCAUAAGGAAGCACUUUAUGCUAUAAUAUUCAAUGAGAUGCUAACCGGGGGGGAAACAUUGGAAGCAAAGGUAAUAUUUGAAGCUGCAAUGAACAGAUAUCUUUGCCUAGGCAGCUUCCUGUACACUGAUCUGAUUGAUAGGUUGUGCAAAGAUGAAAAGUUUGAAGAAGCUCAUGAGGUUCUCAACAAAAUGAUUUCUAAAGGGUAUGGGUUUGAUCCUGCAUCAUUUAUGCCAGUGAUUGAUGCAUUGACUAAAAGAGGAAGGAAGCACGAGGCUGAUGAACUAUCAGAGAGAAUGCUAAAUAUGGCUGCACAAGGUAGGGUGGUAAACAAGGUUUACUUUAGCCAAGUUGAUAGGGCGUCAAGUCGGGGGAAACUAGGGAAACUAGAUCGAUCUCUUGGAAGCCAUUGGCAGACAAUCUUGCACAGAGAAGAUGGAAGUUCAACAGCUUUGAAAACUUUGAAGCGGGUGCAAAAGGGAUGGGGUCAAGGAAGUGUAUCAAGUCUACAAGUCAAAAGAAGUGACUAUCUUGAUGAAUGGGAUGCUGCUGGAUAAAAUUAUAUGUUUUUGUCACAUAUACAUAUGCAGGAUAAUUUCUCAUGUUGUUCGGACUGAGGGUCAAGACUUAGGAACAAGUUCAAAUAUAAACAGCCACUCAUUCAAAGGAAAGAUGUGAAACAUAAUUAAGAGGUCUACAGCCAAAUGCAAGAAGCAGCCACUAAACAGUCAAGAGAACUCAACAUUACAAUCAACAGUUAAUACAGUAUAUGCAGCAAAGAGUUCUCUAAUGAAGUAAAGCUUGAAGAUGUCAUCUGCUGUUAAACCAUUAUCCUGACAUGGUGUUAGUCAACAUGCUACAUGUAAGGGGGUCUGAAAACUUGCUAUCCAUGUAGUGACAGGUAAAAUAUGCUGAUGCAGUUGGUAAAGGGGACUGAAAGCUUGGUAUCCAUUUAAUGACACUUGCAGGAACAAAUAAGAUCACAAAAUCUGAAGUUAUGCAAUAAUGCUGAUGGAUCAUGGCAAAAAGCAGUUACUUACCUUGAGGGAGAAAAAUGACUCAUGACUCGUGUAUACUAGUGAAUGUGUUAUUGUCUAUUUAGAUGGAAGCCUAAAAGAGCUUCCUGGAAAACAAGACCUAUAUUCAUGAUAAAUUCUCUGCAGAAAAAGUUCUGUAUUAGCCUUCUGAUCUGCAUAAGCAGUUGUAAUAUGUUAUCCUUACAAGUCUUGUCAUGUCAAAUUUCAGGCCUAGUUUCUUA